AUGCCCAAACACGUAGUAUUCGACGUAGUAGGCACCUGCGUCUCCUACUCCGCCUUCUUCACCUCCAUCCAAAAAGUCCUCGGCCCCCGCCUCCUCGCCCACAACAUCACCCCAAAACUCUUCGGAUUCGCCUGGAUGGAAUCCUCCGAGCGAGAAUUUACUUACCUCUCUAUUUCCUCCCGCUAUAAACCUUACAAACAAGUUUUCAGCACAAUGUUCUACCGUAUACUCUGGAUGUCUGGAAUCGACAACCCUCGCGCCUUCGCAACAGACGCAGAAAGAGAUGAGAUGGUGAGAAGUUAUUCGGAUUUGGAAUUGAGAGAAGGUGUCAAGGAGACAUUUGCUGCGUUGAGAGAGGCAGGGUUUACGGUAUGGUGUUUGACCACGGGUGAUGUGGAAAGAGUGCAUGGGUAUUUCACAAGAGGCGGAGUGGAUUUCCCGAUUGAGAAUUUCAGGUCUUGUGAUGGGUUGGGGGUUGCGAAGCCGGCGCUUGCUGCGUAUAAGCCUUUGUAUGAGAGUUUUGGGGAGGAGGAAAAGUGGUUCGCUGCAGCGCAUUAUUGGGAUGUCAGUGCUGCGAAGAUUGUUGGGUUCAAGGGUGCCUAUUGUUCAGUAUAUGAGAAGGAGGAUUGCAAGGAAUUGUUUGAUGUUGACAUGGAUGUCAUGGCAGACACACUGCCGGAGAUGGCUCAAAAGAUCAUUGAAGCGUCGAAGUAA
This is a messenger RNA of Aureobasidium pullulans EXF-150, 714 nucleotides long. Its product is annotated as 2-haloalkanoic acid dehalogenase. The record is from RefSeq and is a predicted model, not a curated record. The coding region runs from base 1 to 714 and encodes 237 amino acids. Lineage: Eukaryota; Fungi; Ascomycota; Dothideomycetes; Dothideales; Saccotheciaceae. The transcript has 2 exons.